Messenger RNA from Diatraea saccharalis (sugarcane borer), 1981 nucleotides. The record is from the annotation of a GenBank genome assembly. NCBI's taxonomy places the organism in Eukaryota, Metazoa, Arthropoda, Insecta, Lepidoptera, Crambidae.
AUUCUGGCAUAAAGAAAGACUACUCUUUGAUAGCAAGAAAAGACCUAAAUUCACAAAUAAAAUAAAUAGCGAGGUUUUUAUUUCAAACUUGUAGUGCAUGUCCGAUCUUUAUUAGUAGCAGAACUAAUAAAAAACUUAAAAAUAGUAGUCGUUGCUUGCAAGUCGCUUCAUUUGUGCAAAUGUCCGGUUACGCAUAAUUUUGUAUAUCUACAACAAUGGAUACAAAUAUUAUCAAUUGGACUAACAAAGACGUAGUCGAUUUCUUACACAAAGAAAAGAUAUCUGUCUGUGUUACCGAAAUUUGUAGAUUGCACGAUAUAGAUGGACAAUGCCUGCUUUCUUUCGUAGAUCGAGAUUUCUACGAAUAUCCCUUCGAUCAGAUGAUAUUAGGCGACAGAAAACGAUUUAUACUACUUGUAAAAAAGUUACAAAGGAAUAAUCGUAGUGCUAUGUGUGAACUUGGUUUAUAUGAAGAUCAGUUGCUCGCAAAUGCAUCAACAAACAUUAAUUUUCUCGGUACUAAUCUUUCACAUUUAAGUUAUAAUCUCCACAAUAAAAUACCACAAGAAUUCUAUGGACACAAUCGAGAAUUCAUUUCCAAUUUCACUCCUGAUGUGAAAGCUUCCAAAUUGAAACCAGAGGUGUGGAAAACAGCAAUAGCAUUAGGUUAUGUCUUCUUGGUCACCUGGGUGACAGCUGUUGUGAUGGUAAUUGUGCAUGACAAAGUGCCUGAUAUGAAAAAAUAUCCACCACUUCCAGAUCUGUUCCUCGACAAUGUACCACACAUUCCUUGGGCAUUUGAUAUGUGUGAAAUCACAGGUUCCCUCCUCAUGGCAAUAUGGCUAGCUGUAUUAUUCUUUCACAAACAUAGGUUUAUAAUAUUGAGGCGGUUCUUUGCGCUGGCGGGCACAGUGUUCCUGCUGCGCUGCUUCACGAUGUUAAUAACGUCACUAUCGGUACCGGGGUCACAUCUCAAGUGCGAGCCUCGCUCAUACCCGCCCGCCGACGACCUCACCGUGUGGGGCCGCCGUCUGCGGCAGGCCUACGAUAUAUGGAGCGGUGCGGGCAUGUCGGUGCGAGGUGUACGCACGUGCGGCGACUACAUGUUCUCCGGACACACUGUUGCGCUCACUCUACUCAAUUUCUUCAUCACUGAAUAUACGCCGCGCAACUUGUACCUGCUGCACAUUUUAACCUGGGUGAUGAACAUGUUCGGAAUAUUCUUCAUCUUAGCGGCCCACGAGCACUACUCCAUCGAUGUAUUCAUAGCGUUCUACAUCACCUCGCGACUCUUCCUUUAUUAUCAUACGCUCUCUAACAACCAAGCGCUGAUGCAGAACGACUCCUCUAGGACAAGAAUAUGGUUCCCAUUACUAUCAUUCUUUGAAUCGGAGGUGGACGGUAUCGUGCCAAACGAAUACGAAGGGCCUGUUACAAUAUUGGCCAAUUUAAAGCAGUGGUGUAUGCAGCUCGUCUCCGAUGUCAAACAAUCUUCUGUGGCCAAGAUCGCUGGGACUAAACUACAAGAAGGUGCUGCUAUGGGUGAAUACUCUGUCGUAAAAUUAGUCGACGGUAUCAAAAAGAAUCUUAGUUUGAUUGAAGAAUAUAGAAAUACCAAUCCACGAUUGGUUACCUUGGACAAAAAUAUUCAAGCUGGCAUGCUGGACGAGCAAAUAGAAAAUGAUAUACGCCACAAGAACAUACCCGCGGAAUCACUCCUCAAGGAUUUAAGUAAUCCCCCCUCGCCAACUUUGAAGAAAAAUAUAUGAAGAUGAUAAUACUAUGUUUUAUAGAUUAGAGGCUAUUUAAAAUGAAAAACAUGUUUGUAGUUGUAUUUGUACAAUGAAAUUAGAUACCUGAUGUUUUACAUUUCCAUUAUAGAUUUUAUAACGUGUUAUUCCAUAAUUAUUUAUUUUAACAAGUAAGUUAAACAUUUAAAAAUUAUUAAGGAGAUUUAUUUGCUCAAAUAUAAUCAAAUACG